UUGAUUGUUCCGUUGGUGAACGAUUGUUUCUCGUCCUUUGAGCUGGCGUUUUCUUGCGUUUCUUCUCUCUCCUAAGCUUCUCUCUUUGUUCUCGUAAACCUUCGUUCUCCCUGUCUCGGAUGUCGAUUUAAAUGUAGAUCCUUUGCCCUCCUCUAAUCCCCCGCCACGUUCCUCGGUCCUGCGGCCCACUCCCACGCUGCUCUGACAGUAGAUCCGCCCCAAGCUAGCACCUUCGUUGACCUGCGCAAGCACUAUAUUUUGUUGCAUAAACCUCUAUUCACCCUUAUUGUAUAUUACGUGACACGUUCGCUACUGUCCAUUUUGUCUCGAUACCAACCAAUGGCCACUGUGGCAGCUCAUGCUAAUUCCCAGCCAAACGGUGGUUUGAUUGACCCUACCAAGCAAGCGGAAUACCCCAUUCUCCUGGGCGACAAAUUGGCUGGGAAGGGACAAUCUAAUACAAAUAGAUUCAUUGGCAUUACAUAUAACCAUAAGGGCAAGUCGGCUUCUCGACAUCAAAAGGCGACAAUCACUGCGACGGGCUCCUCCCAGCAUCUCUACAAGCUCACACUCCAAGACAAAUCCCACAGUGCAGAACAGACAAAUCUUAUACACACAUACCAUGGCAGCGUUGAUCCUGCAUCCCUAGUGUCCGAAUCAGAGACCAGCAACUUGGUCCUGGUGUUUGACCCAGAGCGAAGAGCGUUUGUUCUCGAGCCUGUGUCGACCAGAUUGAAUUUCAACCUUCAAUCCGCGCCUGGGAAAUCUACUCAACAAGUCAUAGAACAAUACCCGCAGCUUAGUGUUCUCUCUGGGGAAGAUCAAACAUCUGGCGAUGACCAAUUACAGGAGGGACAUGGUGAGGAUGAUGCCCAAGGUGCGGCGGAUGAAAGCAAUCCAUAUGAUUUUCGUCACUUUCUUCCAAAGCCUAAAACUGAACGCGAGGCACCUGAGACCACUACCCCCGAUGCACAUCAAACUCCUCGGAAUCAUGCAAAUUCACAUUUAGCACCACCACCUGUCACCAGUGUGAGACCAAGACCAAAGCCGCCAGCUAAGGCGAAGCCUCAAACAAACCCGCUUCGACAACAGAAACGACAACCGAAAGCGACGGCUGCAGACAAAGGAUCGGCGAAGCCUAAACCUAAAUCUGCCCCCCGCGUCGAAGAAGUGGACCUCGGCCUCGAUUCUUCCUCCUCAGACAGAGAAGAAACUACAGCACAGAGAGCGAAUGAAAAUAAGCCAGCACAAGCAGCUAAAUCUCCUGGGGCGAAUAUAAUUGUUGAUGGCGAUUUAAUUAUCGAUAUGGGUUCUCCACCCCCUGCCCGUCCAGCCUUCAAAAUAAAUCCUCGACAUUUCUCGUCGAACAAUACCUCUGCGAAUGAAGCGGACUACGACAGUGAUGACGAGGGAGAGAUAGAAGACUUGAGAUUACCGUCUCCCGCAGGCACCACAACUCAAGCUCACAAGGACUACAAGGAGGAUGAGGAAGAGGACGAGGAUGAGGAGGAGGAAGAAGAGGAUGAGGAACCGGAAGGAAAAGGAGAAAGCGUAGAACAGGAUGAAGUUAUAGACGAUGAUGAUUUGGCUGCUGAGAUGGAAGCGGCUUUUGAAGAGAGUGCAAGAGAGGAGGAGCAAGAGAGGGCCCAGAGGUUAUUGCAACAACAGCAACAGAUGCAACACCACAUUGUGAGUGACGAUGAAAGCGAAGUAAGCGAGGAAGAGUAAGUACAUUAUCAUACACAUUUAUAAGAGCCAUCGGCUUCUGUUCACAGUAUUUUUAUACUAUUUUGGGGUUCUUUUCCUUUUUUUCCUUGUUGGAAGAGCAGAGCGAACGUGUUUCUUUACUCUUCAAGGAUUUAAAAAAACAAUGAUAGACAAGUCGUUUGUAUAAUAUACGUUUGUUGUACUCCUCAAAUAUCCCACCAGUGUGUUCCACGCAUCUAAUGCUCCGUCACGGAGACGACGGAACAACAAUAAUCCGAUACAUCCCAAAUUCACACGCUGCCCACCGAGCAAUAUAUCACGUCAAAU
This is a messenger RNA of Blastomyces dermatitidis ER-3, 2034 nucleotides long. RefSeq lists its product as uncharacterized. Lineage: Eukaryota; Fungi; Ascomycota; Eurotiomycetes; Onygenales; Ajellomycetaceae. The transcript has a single exon. The record is from RefSeq and is a predicted model, not a curated record. The coding region runs from base 340 to 1728 and encodes 462 amino acids.